GGGGCUUAAUAUUUAACCCUAAUACACCUUCCGUUAAUCUUCCCCCCCAAACAUCCUCACAAGUAACCACCAUGGCUCUAAGGCGCCUCCUCUCUCGCUCUCGUGGUUUCCGCCCCCAUCAGUACCACCAUCUUCACCGCCUGGCCUCUUCUUCUGCCGUCGCUUCUCCCUCGCCUUCCCCUCCUCCACCCACUGCCAUGCUCUACGACCGCCUCGCCGAAUCCGUAAAACAAAAACUAAAUCGGCUCUCAAACCCCGACCCCAAAUUCCUAAAACACAACUCCCCUCACCCAACCCUCGCCGAUCACACCGCUAUCCUCACCUCACCCGCCACCAAAAUCACUACCCUCCCCAACGGCCUCCGCGUCGCCACUGAGUCACACCUUGCUGCACGCACCGCCACCGUUGGUGUUUGGAUUGAUGCCGGGUCUCGCUUCGAGAGCGCUGAUACUAAUGGCACUGCACAUUUCUUAGAGCAUAUGAUCUUUAAGGGUACUCAUAGAAGAUCUGCUAGGCAGCUUGAGGAAGAGAUUGAGAAUAUGGGCGGACAUUUGAAUGCUUAUACUUCUAGAGAACAGACUACUUACUUUGCUAAGGUUAUGGAUAAGGAUGUUUUUAAGGCGGUUGAUAUUUUGGCUGAUAUCUUGCAGAAUUCUAAGUUUGAUGAACCCAGGAUUACUCGUGAGCGUGAUGUUAUCUUGCGUGAGAUGGAGGAGGUUGAAGGGCAGACUGAGGAAGUGAUCUUUGAUCAUUUGCAUGCAACAGCUUUCCAGUAUACACCACUAGGCAGGACCAUUCUCGGACCUGCUGAGAAUAUCAAGACAAUCACAAAAUCUCAUCUUCAGAACUAUAUAGCAACACACUAUACGGCACCAAGGAUGGUUAUUGCUGCUUCGGGGGGUGUUAAACAUGAGGACCUUGUGGAGCAAGUAAAAUUACAUUUUACAAAGUUGUCAACUGAUCCAACCACUGCUGCUCAAUUAGUUGCAAAGGAACCAGCUACGUUUACGGGUUCUGAGGUUAGAAUGAUUGAUGAUGAUAUUCCAUUGGCCCAAUUUGCUGUUGCCUUCAAUGGAGCUUCAUACACAGAUCCGGAUUCAGUUGCAUUGAUGGUUAUGCAGUCGAUGCUUGGUUCGUGGAACAAAAAUGCUGGUGGUGGAAAGCAUAUGGGGUCUGAGCUUGCCCAAAGGGUUGGCAUCAACGAAAUCGCUGAAAGCAUGAUGGCAUUCAACACCAACUACAAAGAUACUGGCUUAUUUGGUGUUUAUGCUGUUGCUAAGCCUGAUUGUUUGGAUGAUUUGGCAUGGGCAAUUAUGCAAGAAGUUAGCAAGCUGUCUUAUCGGGUUUCAGAAGCUGACGUAACUCGUGCUUGUAACCAGUUGAAGUCAUCUCUGCUACUUCACAUUGAUGGAACAAGCCCAGUUGCUGAAGAUAUCGGCCGCCAGUUGCUCACUUAUGGCCGGAGGAUUUCAUUUGCCGAAUUGUUUGCUAGAAUUGAUGCUGUAGAUGCGAGCGUUGUGAAACGUGUUGCUAAUCGCUUUAUUUAUGACCAGGAUAUUGCUAUUGCUGCCAUGGGUCCUAUCCAGAAGUUGCCCGAUUACAACUGGUUCAGACGCAGGACCUACUUUAACCGUUAUUAGGUUAUCUUACCAUUUCUUUUAGUGAGCCCUCAAAUGGUGAGAUUUCAUAUAUAAGUUUGUUGCUUCUUCUUGCAACAAAGGUCUCAAAAGGUUGUUUGUAUUGCCAUUGUCAUUCAACUUUUUCAGUACAGUGCAAUUUUGUAACGUUAAUUUUAGGCAAUAAAUUACGUGCCUCUCAGUCUCUCUUUUCAACCUAUAUUUUGUAACGUUAGUUUCUGUGGCAGUUGUUAUUGGUAUAGUAAGAUGCUAAAUUUGGGUUGAGAUUUCCUUGUACGCCUAUCUUUAGCUGUAUGCAAUUCCUUGUCCUCAAAAAGGAAAAAUUCUUUAUAUUUUUUCUGCUCUUGAAAGAGACAGUAAUUCGGAAUGCUUCUGAAAAGCUUUUGGUUUCUGGUGAA
Beta vulgaris subsp. vulgaris (sugar beet) is the source of this 2035-nucleotide messenger RNA. Its product is annotated as probable mitochondrial-processing peptidase subunit beta, mitochondrial. Lineage: Eukaryota; Viridiplantae; Streptophyta; Magnoliopsida; Caryophyllales; Amaranthaceae. Gene Ontology annotation, biological process: proteolysis. Bases 72 to 1640 code for a protein of 522 amino acids. The transcript has 9 exons. The record is from RefSeq and is a predicted model, not a curated record. Gene Ontology annotation, cellular component: mitochondrion. Gene Ontology annotation, molecular function: metalloendopeptidase activity; metal ion binding.